CUCACAGAACCGGAACUAACGUUACCCGGCAGCGGGACCUCAGAGCGAAACGUAAACAAUGGCCGCCGUGACCUCCGCCAGACCGUAUCACGUUGUUGUUUUCGGUGCCUCGGGGUUCACCGGACAGUUUGUUGUGGAGGAGGUCGCCCGUUGCGCCUCAGAGGGUCCCGGCGGCGUACCUCUGAAAUGGGCCGUGGCCGGGAGAAGCAGACAGCGCCUGGAAGACGUGCUGAAGCAAGCAGCGAGGAGGCUGUCCAUGCCUGACUUGAGCACAGACGUUGAAAUCAUCGUUGCCGAUGUGUCUAUUGAGGAGUCACUGGCCAUCAUGUGCCAACAAGGUGUGGUGAUCCUCAACUGUGUGGGACCAUACAGAUUUUACGGUGAACCAGUGGUCAAAGCUUGCGUUGAAAAUGGAGCCCACUACGUGGACAUCUGUGGGGAGCCUCAGUUUCUGGAGCGUAUGCAGCUGGAAUACCACACUAAGGCCUUGGACAAGGGAGUGUAUGUGAUUGGUAGCUGUGGGUUUGACUCCAUACCAGCAGAUCUGGGUAUCCUUUACACUCAGAGGCAGUUUAAAGGAACUCUUACGGCAGUGGAGAGCUUCCUGAAUAUUCGCAGUGGGCCCAGGGGGUCGACUGGCCACGAUGCCACUUGGCAGUCUGCGGUGUAUGGCUUCGCAGACAGCGGAUCUCUCCGCCAGCUGAGGAAGAAGUUUGGCCACCAGCCGCUGCCUGUGAUCGGAGCCAAAGUCAGGAGGAGGGGUUUCGUGUUUUUCAGCAAGGAGAUAGAGCAGUAUGCCAUCCCCUUUAUGGGUUCUGACCCCUCAGUAGUCAAGAGGACCCAGCGCUUCCUUCACGAGGAGGAACAACAGUCACCAGUCCAGUACACCGCCUACGUCGGGGUCGGUGGCCUCUUCUCCGUAGUGAAGCUCCUCUGUGGUGGCCUGCUCUUCUGGGUCAUGGUCAAAUUCAGCCUGGGCAGGAAACUCCUCACCACGUUUCCAUCCUUCUUCUCCUUCGGUUUGUUCAGCAAAGCGGGUCCAACCAUGAAGCAGAUAGAAGACACUUGCUUCAGCUUGGCGUUUUAUGGGGAGGGCUACUCCGUGGGGACGGAUCCCUCUCAGGGUCGACCCGACGCCAAAAUCUGCACUCAGGUCGUUGGAGCAGAGCCGGGUUACGUAGCGACGGUCUCUGCUAUGGUACAAGCAGCUGUAACCAUCCUGAAUGAACUGCACUCUCUCCCCAGGAGGGGAGGGGUUUACACUCCGGGAGCUGCCUUCUACAAGACCAGCCUGAUCGAGCGCCUCCACAACCACGGCAUCAAGUUCUCAGUCAGAAAAUACCAGUAACCCCUUGACAUCUUGAAAAACACGCCGCCGUCCAGUUCCAGUGCGUUGUAUUUGUGCUGGUGUCUUUUGGAGAUGUUGCGCAACCUUUCAUUCAGUCAACAAGACUGUUAUUUACUGUGAAUGUCACUGGAAAAUCCUGAAACCCACAUCCCUUGUUUGUCUGCUUGUUGCUGAGGUUUGCUAUUUUCCCGGGGACUACUUAUGCAGAGGGAGACUCAGUUUUGCUCAUAGACACUUCAGAAAACACAGUCGGCACUGGCCACCACCCCCCGAGGCCAAAUCAUAUACAUAUAUAUAUGUGUGUGUACAUAUAUAUAUGUAUACACAUGUGUGUGUUUUAAAAUUAACUUAAAUUAUUAAAUGAAAUUAGUUGUGAAUGUAGUCAAAGAGCCAAUUUACAUCAUUGAUGUAACUGUGUUUUUAAUUACUAUAAUCAAUGACUUUUUAAAAAUGUACAGUAUAGUUGAUACUUUGGAUUGUCUUUUUUUUCUGAUUAAAGUAUCAUAAAAGUA
Molecule: messenger RNA, 1860 nt
Organism: Mugil cephalus (flathead mullet)
Lineage: Eukaryota; Metazoa; Chordata; Actinopteri; Mugiliformes; Mugilidae
Gene: sccpdhb
Product: saccharopine dehydrogenase b
Exons: 12
Coding region: 59-1348 (429 amino acids)
Biological process (GO): glycolipid biosynthetic process
Cellular component (GO): plasma membrane; lipid droplet; mitochondrion
Source: RefSeq, a predicted model, not a curated record